Molecule: messenger RNA, 5677 nt
Organism: Cydia fagiglandana
Lineage: Eukaryota; Metazoa; Arthropoda; Insecta; Lepidoptera; Tortricidae
Product: GTPase-activating protein CdGAPr-like
Exons: 11
Coding region: 1-2772 (923 amino acids)
Biological process (GO): small GTPase-mediated signal transduction
Molecular function (GO): GTPase activator activity
Source: RefSeq, a predicted model, not a curated record
AUGGCCAUCGUGUGGGCGCCCAACUUGCUCCGCUCUCCCCGCCCGCAGCACGCGCUGCAACACGUCUCGGCGGUGGUAACGGAAUUCCUGAUCUGUUACGCGGAGGAACUUUUCGCCGAGGAGCAAGACUGGGAUUCCGGACCGGAGUCGCUCAAUUCGGUGGGAUCGGGGCCGGACAACCUUCCGCAAUACCACACCGUAUUGGAUCUCCCGUUGUCAGGUGCGAAGCGAGGCCUGAAGCGGUCUCCGUCAGGCUGGCGCGGGCUGUUCUCUCGCAGUAAGCUGCAGCGGCACAAGGCGGCUCUGCGGCCACAAGUCACUGCGCCUGCGCCUGUCCCCGUAGAGUGUUCGCAGGACAUACCGAUGAACCCAGCGGGCUUGAGACCAGUGAAGUCAUGCGAGUCACUCACCUCAGACGGCGACACGGUGGCGCCCCUAGCGGAGAGAGCCAUGAAACCUCUCAAACAUCACACCAGGUCGUCAUCUUGCGACUCUUACUUCGAGCCUUGGCAAGCGGAACUGGCUGACAUGAGGCUCCGAUUGUCCCCGCAGGAGCGAGACAGACAUAUGUUCAGUGAGGAGGACGACACGCACUGUGCGCCGGCUCAGGACGAUUCUUUAUGCUCUACUCCGGCCGAAUCGGGCCCCGACAGCGUGGACCCCAGCCCCAGAAGGAACCUUAGGGUCGAUAUAGAGGCCGCCAACGAGCUUGCUGAGAGGAAACGCAGCGCGCUGGAAGAGCAGCUGGCAGGCAUCGGGUACAUAGACGGAGACUCGCCGCGCGCCAAGCCCGCGGAGAAGCGCCACUCGGCGCGCCACGACAACCUCGCCAAGCGCCUGUGCAAGGACCGGGACAGUCCCACCGCCAGCUCCGAGUUCCAGAACUCGACCAGCGCUGUCAAGAUGAGAGAACGAACAUCGCCCAAAAAGUGCAAGUCGGCUCGCUACAGCAACCUCCACCAAUCUGACGACGUCACGGUCUCAAGGCUCAGCUGGCACGGCAAAGACAACCAUUCCACUCUCAUCAAAAUAGACUGGCCUGUAGAGAACUCCAUAAGCAACCUCACCAGUUCAACUCUUAAUACCCCCAUAACCCCCGCUACCCCAGUGUAUGAUCCCUUAGAGAGCGACUCCGAAGUGAGUGAGCAUAAUAAACAGACAAUCAAAAUUAACAACUGCGACAAUUGCGAUGAAGAGAAAUGCUUAAAAUGUGAGUUGAAAGCGGCGGAUUAUGAGAAUAUUAAAGUGGAAGAUUAUACAGAUACGUUAAAAGAUAGCUUGGAAGCUAGUCCGGCUAACUCUACUAAUAUUAGCUAUCAUAAUCUAAAUAGAUUAUCAGCGGUGUCUUCAUCUACAUCAGAAGGUACGGGAAAGAAAGAGGUGUCGUAUGAAAACUGUGAUAUGAAAGUCAUGACUUCUUCCCACGAAAGCUCUUCAAGCUACAGUAAUAUUAGCCCUAAACCUGACGAGCUUUACGAAUGCUACAGCUUCAGCCGCCCCAAUUAUAUAAAUCUACAGUCUUCCAGCUCAAAAAGCUCUCCUGGCAGCCCUUUGAAAAGCCCUUUAAAAAGCACUAUCAGUAUCACCUUUAGAUCUCCUACUAAAAAAUCACCAGACUAUGAACCUAUAGAAAAUGACACGCCAACCAAUGAGCGGGACUCGGUCUAUGAAGAUAUAGAUUUAGAAAAGAAUUUGUCUAUUGUUGAGGAAGCGACGAUACCGGAAGCGGACGCAAGUCUACCAACCCAACAGGCGUGCCAACCUCAUAGCUUUACUGAAGAUCUGAUCAUUCUAGAAACUCCUACAGACUCUGAUGUUGAUAACACAGAUGUCUACAGUCAAGUUAAGUUCUUAAAGAAAAGCAUAGAAGAAGUAAACGCUAUGAUAUUAGAGUCACCACCGAAGGAAACCCAUUAUGAAAACGUUUCUUUUGAAGAUAGACAAUAUGAGAAUGUCGAUAUAAAGUCUACACAAGAAAAUGGUAACAUCAUUAAGCCGAAAGAGACUCUAAAUGUAAGAGAAUUAGCGAACAGAUUCGAAAGCCCGACCGAACAGAAGGGACCGUUCUUUGAAAAGUUUAAGACUGAAAUCAAAUAUCCUGACAAAGAAGAAUCACAACCAGCACCUUCACCUAAAUGCUACAAAUUAUCUAAAAACUCCUCCAACGCUAGAUCUUUAGAUGAAAACGCUUUUAUAAAAGAGUUCGCUCCGGAGAAGAAUUACGUUGACCGGAGAAAAAGUCUUGAAGUCAAAGAUGUGAAAAAACAAAACAAAUUCUUACCAGAUUUAAAUCUAAAUCUAAACAUGGAGGAAGACAAGCAAGCAACUACGCCUACUACUGAAAAUAAAAUAUCUUUAAUACAAUUUGAUGCUAAAAAAGACAUUAAGAACCUAAUAGGUUUCGACACAGAAAAGAAACUAAGUAGGGAGAGGAUAGAGAAAUAUAAAGAGGAACGUAGAAAUUUCCUGAGAGAGAAAUACAGCUCUCAAUCUUUUAGGAGUAACCCUGAUCAGCUUACAAGGGUUAAAGUUAAGAAAGAGGAAGUCAGUCCAAAGUUUGAGAGGAGGAACACGGUAGACUUGGGUCAGAGGAUGAGAUUCUCGCUCGCUAGGAGUAGUCACCAGUUGGACACCAUCCCCUCCCCCACUAGCCCUGAAGGGGGGGAGGGCAGCGCUGGACGCCAUUUUGAAAGGAAAGAGAAGAUGUCCCCGUCGUACAAUAUUCGAGACAUGGCCGCCAUCUUUGAGCAGAAGACGCAGAACAGCGGCUGAACGACAACGCGUCGUCGUGUCGACGACGUGUGGACGACGUGUCGUGACUUGGUAAAACCGACGUGGACCUGUCAGAGCUGUGCUGUUAAAAUAUUUGUGACAUUCCACGCCGAAAGGUACAUUAUGGCGGUCGGCGCUUACGCCAUUAUUAGCGGCGACCCAAUGCUAAUGCGGUAAGGUACUUUCGUCGUGGAAUGUCACAUUAUUUGAGUUAAGUGUUAAAACUGACUUUGACAAAAAAUAUUUAGUAGGAUUACGGUAUAAUUUAACUGAGAAAACGCGCUACGCUAUAUUUUCGCUCCAUAUGAGAUUAUUAUGCAAAACUCUGCGUAGGGGGCGCCACUAGCGCAUACUGUAAACAAACCGCCUUGAUACAUCAAUGUCAUAUUUAUUCGUAACAAUUAAUGUGAAACUUGUCAAGAAACUGUUUAAGGCAUAGCAUAUAGGUAUAAGUUACUCUAUGGUUUACGGUUUGUGCUAGUGCUGCCUCUGGCGGCAGAACAUUGCAUUAUUACUCCAUAUUAAGAAACUGUUUUAUAUACAAAAUCUCUUAUUAUAGAUCGAUGAAAUUAACUUUGUGAAUCUCAAAUAAUCUCCAGUGUACAUUUUGACAGUCCCUACAGUCGGUCUGACAUUUUACCAGAACACCUAGUGUCACUGUCAUUCGAUAGUAUGACGAGCGUUCGCGUUUGUGUUAUGUCUAUUUUUGUAUGGGAUUCUGAACAGCGCGCCAAGCGGGGCAUUUUGGAAACUCAGUCCCGUACAAAAUGACACUUAACGCAAACGCGUACGUCGCGACACGCUAUCGAAUGAAAUUUACACUAGGGGUAGGUACAGUACGUCGCGCUAUUAUAGCUACACCAAGAUAAGUCUGCAACAAUUUUGAUAGCACAGUGUCAGUGGGGAGACACACCUGACUUCGGUCGAACUCGGCUCCUCCGCUCGGCUCAGCAUUGCUCCGAGCAAUUAUUAGGGUUAGCACCACAUGACUUCCUUGUGCGUGCACGACCACAGAUAAUCACUUGAAUUUUGACAACCCUAAAUAGCCGAAAGGGAUAGUGCUAUAUAUUAGAAAGGGAUAGCAUGAUUCGACCCUGUCAAACUUCGGGUUUGUAGGAAGUGUCCUUUCUGCACGGUAUUACUAUUAUUUCUUCUGUGACAGUGUGCUAUUUUAAACGUCAAACUUCUAUGAAAUUAUGACGUAUAGAUAACACUUGCACUGCGUGUGCUGUCAAAAUCGUUGCAGACUUACCUUGGUCUAAUUCUAUUGUUAUUAUGUACUGCUAAUUGUGAAUAUAAACUAAUACUCUACUCAUUGUGAAUACGUUUGUAUGUAUUAUUUUAAAGUUUUCUCGCUAGAUUUGGUUAUUCAAAGUAUAAUGUAUAAUAUAAUGUGGCAAUAUAGUUCGUCCGCCGAGUAUGGAGAGUUUCGGUCAUUGACCCUUUGCAGAGACAAGUAAUACUUAAAGACUGGUAAUCUCAAUAGCAUAGCUGGUUUAUGAUCAACGACAUGAAGUUAACUAAGGGUGGUAUUCUACUUGUCCAAUGUGUCUUGCGUCUCACAUAUUGCUUCGUGCGAGAGUGAGACGCAAUGCACAUUAGACAAAGAAAUUGGACAGGUGGAAUACUACCCUAAGUCACAACCACCCUAAAUCACAAAUAUUAAUGGAAGUAAUCAUAUUUUUAUGCCUAUUCGUCGUUUUGACAUUUCUGCUUGUGUGAAAGAGACAAAAUGAACGAGGUUGCAAUGUUUAGUUUGAUGAUGUGCGAUUGUCACCUUGACUAGGCCCCCAGGUGUAAUUCGUAAAGAUUAAGCAAUCGUGUAUAAAACAAAUGUGAUAUUCUCAAACCAAAAGGGUGCUUGUUUCUACUGACAAAAUUUGCUUGACCAUCUAUAGAAGGCAAAUAGCUAUUUUCAGUCUUCAUUUUACUUGUCUAUGUCUAUGUCUUGUGUAUGACGACCGGUCUGGCCUAGUGGGUAGUGACCCUGCCUGCGAAGCCGAUGGUCCUGGGUUCGAAUCCCAGUAAGGGCAUUUAUUUGUAUGAUGAUACAGAUAUUUGUUCCUGAGUCAUGGGUGUUUUCUAUGUAUUUAAGUAUUUGUAUAUUAUAUACAUAUAUCGUUGUCUGAGUACCCACAACACAAGCCUUCUUGAGCUUACUGUGGGACUUAGUCAAUCUGUGUAAGAAUGUCCUAUAAUAUUUAUUUAUUAUUAUAUUAUUUAUUUGUCUCUUAAGUCAACGUACGAAUUUCUCUGAACUCGGUGGUAGUCUUUAAUGUAUAACGUGGCAUUACUUAGCUUGGUCCGUUCUGAGUGAAAUAUGCAUGCUGUCCUACUCUAACUUAAAGAGUUCGAUAGAGACAGCAAUAUGAGUGCAAACGGUUGUGAGACUAAUAGCAAUGCACUGACCGAUUGAUAAAUAUUAAAUUUGUACCUUAAACUCAUUGAUAUAAGAUUCGAAUUCCAAAAACAGUUUUUAAAAUAGUAUUUUCUGUAUUUUUAUUUUGUGAAAAGAUUUAGUUCUAAAAAAACCGCUUGUUAGACUUUGAAAUAAUGUAUCCAAAUAUUAUUUUGUAUAGGUGAAUCAGUUUAAAGAAAAAAAUCGGGGUUUUUAAAUUUUCUAUAUAUUUCGGGAAUCUCGGAAACGGCUCUAACGAUUUCGAUGAUAUUUGCUAAAUGGGGGUUUUCGGGGCGAUAAAUCGAUCUGGCUAAGUCUUAUCUCUGGGAAAACGCGCAUUUUUGAGAUUUUAUAUAUUUUCCGAGCAAAGCUCGGUCUCCCAUAUAUUUUUCUUUAAACUAAUUCAAUUAAAGUGUUAGGUUAAUUGUUAUGUUGAAUUUAUUUAUUACUCUCUUAUUAUUAAAAUGACUGCAUUUAAACGUCUUAUUAAAUGCACGAGCAUCACAA